Molecule: messenger RNA, 1044 nt
Organism: Trichoderma gamsii
Lineage: Eukaryota; Fungi; Ascomycota; Sordariomycetes; Hypocreales; Hypocreaceae
Product: 1-aminocyclopropane-1-carboxylate deaminase
Exons: 2
Coding region: 1-1044 (347 amino acids)
Biological process (GO): amine catabolic process
Molecular function (GO): 1-aminocyclopropane-1-carboxylate deaminase activity; D-cysteine desulfhydrase activity; pyridoxal phosphate binding
Source: RefSeq, a predicted model, not a curated record
AUGGCCCUCAAUAUCCCCGAGCCCUUUGCCAGCAUCCCCUACGAAUCCCUCCUCUUCGGCCCUUCGCCCAUCCAGCAUCUCCCCCGUAUAUCCGCUGCCCUCGGCGGCAAAGUCACCGUCUACGCCAAACGCGAUGACUGCAACUCGGGCUUUGCCUACGGAGGCAACAAAGUCCGCAAGCUAGAAUACCUCGCUGCUGAAGCCCUCGCCCAAGGCUGCGAUACCCUCGUCUCUAUCGGCGGCGUCCAGUCAAACCAUACCCGUGCCGUCACCGCCGUCGCCGCCAAGCUGGGCCUCAAGGCCGCCACCGUCCAGGAGCACUGGGUCGACUGGGAAGACGCGCACUACGAGAAAGUCGGCAACAUCCAGCUGUCGCGUCUCAUGGGCGGCGAUGUACGUCUGGACCCGUCGCCCUUUGGCAUUGAGCAUAAACCCACGCUGGCCAACCUGAAGGCCGAGCUGGAGGGCAGUGGGAGGAAGCCGUAUUACAUCCCCGCGGGGGCGUCGGAUCAUCCACUGGGCGGGCUGGGAUUUGCGCGGUGGGCGCUGGAGGUGGAGGCGCAGGAGAAGCAGAUGGGCGUGUUUUUCGAUACGGUGGUUGUUUGUGCGGUGACGGGGUCGACGAUGGCGGGCAUUGUGGCGGGAUUCAAGCUGGCGCAGGUGAAGCUGGGAUCACCGAAGCGUAAGAUUAUCGGGAUUGAUGCUUCGGGGAAGCCAAAGGAGACGUUUGACCAGGUGCUGCGCAUUGCAAAGUUCACUGCUGCCAAGAUUGGGUUAUCGGAGGCGGAUAUCACGGAGGCGGAUAUCGUGCUGGACGAGAGGUUCAAUGCCAAGGUGUAUGGUAUUCCGGAUGAGACGACGAUUGAGGCUAUGAAGUUUGGUGCGCGCACGGAGGCUUUCAUCACGGAUCCGGUGUAUGAGGGGAAGAGUCUGGCGGGCUUAAUGGGGCUGAUUAGGAAUGGGGAGAUUGCGGGUGGGAAUGUGUUGUAUGCGCAUCUGGGGGGACAGAUGGCGUUGAAUGCGUAUUCCUCUCUUUUAGACUGA